ACAGCAUAUACAAGAUGGUUCUGUAACAGAGACCAGCAACGAUGGGAUGGAAGAAGCAAAGGAUGAAAUCAAAUCUCAAGAGUUAAACCUGGAGAGGCAGCCAAGAAUCUCAACUGGUUCAAUAAGGGACUUGAGAUUUUCACAGAAUGUUGUGAUUAGAAAACCUGCAAAAGUUGUGUUUCAUUUAGAUGAAUCUGAACUGAAAUCAAAGCUAGAACCACCAUGGAAGAAAAAUCUUUUUGAAAGAGUGGAGGCAAGAGCUCAAGCCAUGCAGCAGAAAAUAAUAGAAAAGGAUAAUCUGAAGAAAGAACUAGAAAAAAAGGCUGGAAAAAAAAUUCCUAAGGAUAAUUUGGCCAAAGAGUGGUUUAAUACCGAAAACAUGACACUGGAUACUCGCGCAUAUUUGCUUGACAAACUUCUACCCACCUUAGUUCCCGGAGUGGAAAAAAUGUUAAUGCAAGUGGAAAAGAAGAAGCUUUUAACAGAAGCUGAUGUUUCAACCAAGUUUGAUCCGAUUAAUCGUUUGGGGGAAUAUUUAAUGAGAAACAAUCCUUAUUAUAUCAAAGCCCCAGAAAUCUCUGGUUACCAGAGGGUGAUGAGAGAUGUCACAGAAAACCUGAAGAUACAUGUUCCCGGUACUAUCUGCAACAGAGUAGCCAAGAUGAAGCAAAGUGCUAAACAGAAAAGAGAACAGAGAGAAUGCAUAAAUGAAGUGAAAGAAAAGGUGGCCAACACUCGGAAACAGGCUCUGCAGGAACAAUUUGAUGAAUGGAUUCUAGACCCCAAAGGAAUGAUUCCCAUGGUGGUGAUUCAGAAUGUUCUUCAUGAAUUUUUUCAGAAUACAGAAUUUGAUCUUGAAUUACAUCGCAAACAAUUGCCUAUUAUUGACUCAACAGAACGAAGAUUGAACAAAAUGGAAUUUUCAGAAUACAUCACUUCGCAUAUUGCAGACUUUAAAAAUGAAAUGUUUGAGAAACUCCUUAAGCACCUUUGCCACUGUGCAGAUGAAUUCCGGGAGUUUGUAAAAUCGGACAUGCAGAGGCAGAUGUUUGCAGAACUCUUCCUGCAUUGUGACCAUGGGAAGGUGGGAUUUUUAGAUCGGCAGAGGACAUUGGCCUUGCUGGAAAUAUUCUAUGACCAAAGUUCAGAAAUGCUUAGACAUUUACUCCGAAACCCAAGACAAUGGCCAUUCGUUGAAUUUGAAGAGAUAGACUUGCCUGAAUUUUGGGGAGACAUGGAUAACCAGAAACACAUUUAUGAAGACUUUGACCAAGUGAUCUUUGAGAUGAAUACAUUGCUUUUGGAAAAACGUGCUAGCAAACCCCAGAGUCAAUUAUUAGAAAAUCUAGAAGAUCAACAGAAAUAUGAUGAACAGAGAAUACCAACACCACCACCAAAGCCACCAGAAGAGCAGAGCGAGACAACUGCUGAACGAAGACCACACAGAAUUUCAACUGAAGAAGCAGAACAAGACAGAGAGCCAACUAUAGAAGAAGAAGACGAGUACGGCUAUUUAGAAAUAGAACAAGGACCCCCCACAGGGUUAACUCCAGAACAAGAAUCAACUACAGAGUUGAUAACAGAACAAGAACAACACAGGAGGGCAACUACAGAAGAAGAGCAACACGAAGGAUCAACAGCAGAACAAGAACCACACAGAGAAUCAGAUGCAGAACAAGGAUCACCCAGAGCAUCAAUAACAAAACGAAGCUCACACAAAGAGUCAGUUGCAAAACGUGGCUCACACAGCAAUUCAGCAAUAGAAGAACCAUACCAAUGGCCAGAAGAAGAACUUUAUGAAGAGGAAAAUUCAGAGGAACAACAGGGUAUGGACUCGAUAUCACAAUGUAAUAGAAUGUUAAGAAAAAGUACAACAUUGAGGGUGUCUACUCUCUCUGAGUACCUUGAGGUCCCUGUACCUAAAGAGAGGCCUAGGGAGCAAGCGUAGGAAGAGGAACUGUUGGUGAGUUCUGAAUGGCAAGAGAAAGCUCCAACAUCACAUAGAAAAGGUUGUCUUUCAGAAACUGCAAAAAAGGAAGUUCCUAAAGACAAAUCCUGUGAACCCAAGUCCCCCCAAAUAGACGGAAAGUCAUGGUCAGGUGAAAUUUUUGCUUGUAACUGGAACAUGAAUGCUGAAUUUGAAGAUGAGAAACAGGCAGACAUAAUCUAUGGUAAUCCCAGAUACACAGACCUACACCCAAUUAUCAGAAAUAUUCAAUCUUAUAAGAAAAUAAGGCACAGGACUGCCUUCAAUAGAGUUUCCUUCAAUUUGCUCCAGUUCGUGCAACUCCUGGAGACAUUUGUUGGUGAAGAUGUUCCCUUGAGUGUCAGUGAGGCCCUCGUCCUUUUUUUCAAGACAGGCUAUGUUGAAACAGAAGAAGAGAAAAUGAAUGCCUUAGAACAGAUUAGACAAAAUGCUUUCGAAGUCAGACGGGAGAUACUCCUAGAGGCCCUCUUUCAGAAGUGGGACAGCGAUGGCUCAGGCUUCCUGGAUCUAAAGGAAGUUGAUGAACUCUUGUAUACAUACCGGGAUGGAAUGGAAAAAGAAUCUAUGAAGAAAGCUAAACUACACUUCCAAUUUCCAAAGCCACACCCUGAUCAUGAAGUGAGGCUGUCUUCAAAACAAUUUCAGAAAUACAUAGAUUUGGUUGUAUCUGAACUCAGGGGCAAUGAAGAUCAAAUUCUGGAAAAUGUGGUGGAAUUUCUGAUGACUAAUCUAAAGAGGAGCCAUAUUGAGAGUCUGAGGAAUAGUGCUAGACGAAAAUGGCUACACCAAAUCCAAUAUGCAGCACAGAAAAGUGGGGUGUCCCUGGAGCCAGUGUAUAUGGAGACGUUUAAGGCCCUCACCCAGGAUGCUGAUGCCCAUGGAAAUAAGAAGAUCAGUGCUCAUAUUUCUCUCUUAGAAGAAAACCAACAACUGCCUGAUAGAGGAAAUGUUCUUUUGAGGAACGUGGCUUGUACCUUAGAUGAUGCUCCAUUUGUACUGAACAAAGUGCUCUACAGGGACAUGAAGGGAAUCAGUUUUACAGUAGUGGAUGAAGGGAAGCCAAUUCACGUUCCCCAAGUUCAGUACCAUGGGAACAUCUUCUUCUGGAACGAGUCCCGUCAGAAGAAUGAUUGUAAUGGCUCAUUCCUGGCCCUGCCUCUUCAGGAUACAUAUAUGAGGAUCUUUGGGGUCUUGGCUGUUGACACUCUUAAAGAUCCCCGUGAAAUAAGUAUCUUCCUACCUCAUGAGAUUCGAUUCUAUCAGGGGGUUGCCGGUGUCUUUAGCACUGCCUACCACUUUGUCCACAGCCGGGAGCACAUUCUGCACAUCGUGAUCACCGGCAUCGGCUGGCUCUACAAUAACAUCACAUCCAGCAUCACCUCCAUCACUACUUACUUUGUAGAGCCGAGCCCAAACCAGGAUUCAGACUAUGUUUUACGGAACAUGAUGGUUACAGGGAAGCAGGGUCUAACAGAAAUCCACACAAAUCCCCCUACCAUUUUCAGGAAGUCAUGCAUCUUCAGGGAUUUCCUCUUCAAGUGUGCAGACAGUUCAGAAGUUGUUUUGGCCUCUGCCAGUGGAGAAACCCACAUAGUAAUUCCACUCCGUGAGCGAACAGGAGAGGCUCUGGGAGUCCUGGAUGUUAACAUUGGCAGAAAUAGAAUGUUGUUGUAUCAAGAAUAUAAAGAUCUGCAGAAAAUGGUGAAGGUGAUCCAAGCUGCCUGCUAUGAAAUACUUGGCGAAUUCUCUGGAGAGAUAACGAAAAAAUAUGUCUUAGAGAUUGAAAAUGUAGGGGAAGUCCAGCGGGCAGGAAUUAUCUUCUUCCGCACCAUGCUGCAGGAGCUGCAGGAAAGUCUCCAGCUACUCAGGACCUCAGACUUUGUGUCACUGUUGCUCUAUAAUUACAGUCGUGCAGGAGGGCCAAUGUCUACUACAGACAGCGAAUACAUCCAGUCAAGAAUCAACAUAAACCUAGUGCAUAACAUCCUGAAGGCCGUUAUUUUGUUCUUUCAUCCAAAGCUGGAAUUUUCAAGUGACUUUGGAGAUUGGGAGAAGUGUCAAUUUUAUGUUGACAGAUAUUUAAUUGAAAGUAUCUGUACCUUUGAUCCAACUUCUGAGCUUGAGCAAGUCAAUUUAAAGCUCAUUGAUGAACUUAUCAGAGGUAAAUUUCCCUUAAUUAUACCCUAAAUCUAUACUGAUAGCAAUAAAACACAAUUGCAAUUAAGAGAUUUUGUUAGAAUAAA
Nycticebus coucang (slow loris) is the source of this 4230-nucleotide messenger RNA. RefSeq names its product EF-hand calcium binding domain 5 (gene EFCAB5). Lineage: Eukaryota; Metazoa; Chordata; Mammalia; Primates; Lorisidae. The record is from RefSeq and is a predicted model, not a curated record. Gene Ontology annotation, molecular function: calcium ion binding.